Messenger RNA from Penicillium nucicola, 2247 nucleotides. RefSeq lists its product as uncharacterized. NCBI's taxonomy places the organism in Eukaryota, Fungi, Ascomycota, Eurotiomycetes, Eurotiales, Aspergillaceae. The coding region runs from base 1 to 2247 and encodes 748 amino acids. The record is from RefSeq and is a predicted model, not a curated record. The transcript is spliced from 11 exons. Gene Ontology annotation, molecular function: ATP-dependent chromatin remodeler activity; ATP binding.
AUGCAGACUAUGGACGUCCAAGGCCAACCCCCGGAUAAGGAUGAAGAGUGUCCCCGCUCUAUAAAAGAAGAGUCGGUUGAGCCAAACCACAUUCUCGUGGCGAAGAAACCAAAUUCCGCUUUGCCAAAUGCCGAUCUACUGAAGGUCAUCGAGGCUCAUGCCCGUGCCCAGAAACCCGAAGGUCAAACUGAGGACUGUCAAGAUUCUCACAGGUCUCAGAUUGUUAUAAUUGACUCUGAUUUAUCGGACUCCCAGGAGGUCCAACAAGAAUCUGACAGUGGGAACGAAGGAGAGACUGCCCAAGGUGAUCAUGAUGAAGACAGGUCUGCGUCUGGACUCACAGAUAGUGAUGACUCUGAAGGCGAAAACGAAGUCUCUCGAUCAGAUAUACCAUGGGUCCCAGAGUCAGGCGAAGGAGACAAUUGGGCUAAUGAGAUCUGUUUUGAAGCUGCUAAACUAUGGUAUAGUCACCUAGUUAGCCCCUCCUCUGGUGACCGGUUGCGGUUUGAAUACUUCAGAAAGAAAGAAGUCGCACGGAGAACUCAAGUCGAAACACAAAGACUCUUUGACGAGGAACUUCAACACGACAAGGAAUUGCGGGAUUUCGAUCAGUUGCUUGGGCUUUCGGAUUCGGAUUUUCAAAAUGCGUCAAACGACGACGAUUGCCAGGAAGAAGAACCCCCAAAUCUGAAUCUGCACUUAAACCCAGAGUCACAGCCAAAGCGGACCAAAAGUUCUGGCGUUUCAAUUAAUGAAAUCAACACUGCAGCGGCGCUUGGUCUUCGAUAUAUGUUGGAACACUGCGAGGAUCGGCAGCAAGACAAUGACUACUUCGAUGCCAGCGAUGUCGGAACCUCGAAGAGAAGGACACCCAAAACAACGACAAGAAUUCCCAACGAGGACCUGGACAAUCUUUUCUACCAUGAUAUCAUUGCCGAUGCUAAUGCGAGUUCUAAGCUGCCUACGCUUCCUGGCUCUGAGAACAAGGACAAGAACAAGGCCCUUAACGAUAUCAUCGCUAUGCUCCCCAUUGAUGAUCAAGCAGAAGCCAGACUUGAUAAACGCAAUUGCAUCAAAGCCUCAAAGAAAUUUCAUCCCUCCGCGAGGUAUGUCGACCAGGCCUGGAAAAUCAAUGGACUGAAGACACACUUGUACUCCUAUCAACUCCUUACCGUUUCCUGGAUGCGUGACCGCGAGCUUGCUAAAUCCGCACCACAUGGCGGUCUGCUUUGUGAUGAGAUGGGCUUGGGAAAGACACUCACAUCGAUAGCAAAUCUCGUGGAGGGAAGAUCUCUAGAGAAGGGUCAAGCUCCAACCUUGAUUGUCGUCCCCAGAAAUUUGGUCACACACUGGAUCGGUCAAUUGAAAAAGCAUUGCGAGAAAAAAACCAUUCGGUCAGUCGUAUACCACGCUGGCGCACGACCCUGUACCGGCAGUGAUCUUGGAGAAUGGUUUGAGGAUCAUGAUAUUGUUGUGACUACAUAUUACGAAAUCAACACAUCAUACCCGUCAAUGAAGCCACCGAAAGAACUCGAAACUUCCAAGGCCAUCAUUGAAUGGUGGCCAGAGUAUUUUGAUGACAAUAUUGGUGCCUUUCACAGGAUCAAUUGGCACCGGAUCAUUCUUGACGAGGCUCAUGUCAUCAAAAACCCAGAGUCAAAGACCUCUAUUGCCGUUCGGGGCCUAAAAGCGAAGUUCAAAUGGAUUCUGACGGGUACCCCUUUGCACAAUUGCAUCGAAGAGAUGCAGCCAUACUUUGAGUUUGUUGGUGUCCCAUCGAGCAGCCCAUUUGGGGUCUUCCACCAAAACUACUGCAACAGUACCCAGGAAUCGAAAGAUAGACUACUCGCUAUGCUUCGUCUCGUGAUGCAUCGGAAAACUCAUGCCAGUCGCCUAUUCAAACGCCCGCUUGUGAGUCUCCCGGGGAUUGAGGAAAGAAAGAUUGAUAUUGAGCCCAAUCCUGCGGAGAUUUACCUGUACCAAAAGAUUUUCGAGCGGUUUCUCGGCGACGCACAAGACUUCAUCGGCGACAAGACAAAUCAGUAUAGGAUCUACCUUACCAUGUUCCUGUUCAUGAGGAUGUGUACAAGUCAUCUACUCACUGUACAAAAGAUUGUGAAAUUGGUGAUUGACAACGAUGCGGUUAUUCCGCAGUUGAAACUUCUCGCCAGAGGCCCAGGCGACUCGCCCGCUUCUGUCACAACAAAGCUCCUAAUUGCGAUGAAGCACAAGGUCUCUCUUCCUUGA